CAGAGGGGUGGGACUUCCGGACCCGGUGACACCUCCCGGGACCGUGAUGGUAGAGCCGCUUCCUUCUAGGCGGGCAGAAAUGGACUCAGAAAUCAAGGAAGAAAUUCCUGUCUGUGAGGAAUUCAUUUUAUGUUGUGGAGCUGAAACCCAGGUUCUAAAAUGUGGGCCCUGGACUGACCUCUUCAAUGAUCAAAGUGCCAACAAGCCUAAGCUGCUCAUUUUCAUUAUUACUGGUAACCCAGGUUUUUCUGCCUUUUAUGGGCCAUUUGCAAAGGCUUUGUACUCUUCAAUGAACAGACGCUUUCCAGUGUGGGUUAUCUCUCAUGCUGGGCAUGCCGUGGCCCCCAAAGACAAGAAGAUUCUUACAAACUCAGAUGAUCCAAAUGCUCAAGAAAUUAAGGACAUCUAUGGACUCCGUGGUCAAGUAGAACACAAGCUAGCCUUCCUGAGAACUCAUGUGCCAAAGGAAGUGAAACUUGUGAUCAUUGGCCAUUCAAUAGGCAGCUAUAUUUCCCUGCAGAUUUUGAAGCAUGCCCCUGAGCUCCCAGUAUGGCAUGGGAGCUUCUGUAAUAAGCCAAAGUGAGAGUUAGAGAUUCAGCUUUUUCCUCUUUCGUAACCUCCUACCCUCAGGAAAGUGCUGAGGAGCUUCUUGUGCCCUAUUACAGAGAAGAAAGGCUCUGAGGGCUUCAGUGACGUUAUGUGAAUGUGAUUGACGUUGAUUCAGAAGAGAUUUCGUAAAAACUUAGGGACAGAUUCUGCUUAUCUGAAUGCCAGGGGAAUUCUCCUCAGGUCCUCUGAGGGAGAUGGCCUCAACUUGUCCCCUUCAGUCAUGGUCCUUGCGCCUGCCCUGUACAUACCUCGUGCUUCCUUCUGACUGUGAGUAUAUCUUGUCUACUUCCUUUCUGCUUUUUCCUACCACCACCUAACAGAUGCCUUCUGUCCAUCUUUAAAAUCAUCUCAAGUGCAAACUCCUAUGUGAACUCUUUCCUGAUUCUUCCCAGUCACUUUUACUGUCUUUCCUUUGUAACCCCUUUUCUCAUAAUUCUUACAUAUUUCCACCUUGGAUUAUAGGCAUUACAUAUUUAUUUGAUCCUAUUAGAUUUUUAGCUUUCCUUUUUUAAAAUUGAGGUAUAAUUUACAUACAAUAGCUCUUUCUCUCCUUGCUUCAGUCUGGAUAUUUUCUCCUGACCUCUUUUCUCGUUCACUAAUCCUCACUUCAGCUAUGUAUAAACUCCUUUUUUUUUUUUUUUGGUAAGAAAGAUUAGCCCUGAGCUAACAUCUGUUACCAAUCCUCCUCUUUUUGCUGAGGAAGAUUGGCCUCGGCUAACAUCUGUGCCCAUCUUCCUCUACUUUAUAUGGGACACCUGCCACAGCAUGGCCUGACAAGCUGUGCGUAGGUCCGUGCCUGGGAUCCAAACCUGCGUGCGAACUUAACCACUACGCCACUGGGCUGGCCCCUGUAUAAACUCCUUUUAAACCCAUCUGUUGCAUUCUCAAUUUCAGUUGUUCUAUUUUUUGCUUGUGGAAUUUCCAUUUUAUUAUUUUUAUAGUUACCAAUUCCUGAAAUUCUUUCUUGUCAUUUAAUUUCUUGAUCGUAUUAAUCACAGUUAUUUUAAAGACUGUAUUCUCCUUUGUAUUGUCAACAAUUUUUUAAAAGUACAAUUAUUCUUAAAAAAUAAAAAUUCAGAGAUGACAUAUUUGAAAUCAAAAUAAAGAUUGUGACUGAUAAUUCCACUAAUUCUCGUGUGGUUGCAUUGCUUCUUCCUUCUUUGUUUUUGGUCAUGUUGCUUUGUCCCUCAGUAUUCUUGUGUAUUAGUUAGGAUUCUCCAGAUAAACAGAACCAAUAGGAUGUGUGUAUAUAUAGAAGGAGAUUUACUCUAAGGAAUUGGCUGUCACAAUAAGGGAAGUUGAUAAGUCUCAACAUCUGCAGUCAGCAGGGUGGAGACCCAAGAGAGCCAAUGCUAUAAGUUCUAGUCUGAAAGCAGGCAGGCUCCAGACUCAGGAAGAGUUGAUGUUUCAGUUGAGUCCAAAGGCAGAAAAAAACCAUGUCCCAGCUCAAAGGCAGUCAGCAGAAGGAAUUCUCUCUUGCUUAGCCUUUCUGUUCUGUUCAGACCUUCAACUGAUUGGAUGAGGCCCACUAACAUUGGGGAGAACAAGGUUUUACUUGUCAACCAAUUCUAAUGUUAAUCUCACCCAAAACACCCUCCCAGACACACCCAGAAUAAUAUCUGAGCUCCCUGUGGCUCAAAGUGACACAUAAAAUUAACCAUCACAGCUUAGUAAGAUUUUUUUGAAUUGAGUACCUGACAUUGUAUAUGAAAAAUUGUUAAGACAAUAUGAGGCUCUUAUCUUCCUCUAGGGAGGAUUUACCUUUGCUUUCGACUAGCAGUUAGUAAGGACAGAUCACUUUAAUGCCAUCAGAAAUUGGGCUGAAUCAAAGCUAUCUUUCUGAGGCUGGUCUGUUUCCAGUUCAUCACUAUUUCUAGGAGGUAGCCCUCUAGCUGUUCCCACUGAGAGCUUAGGGUGCCUUCUCUUUAAGGGGCACCAAACGCCCAAGUUUUGACCCUCGAGCCCCACCAAAUUUCCAGGAACUCUGUUCAGCUUCUUGGCAUCUUAGGUACUGCUCGCGAAUCAGCAAGUAACUAAGAGCUACUUCAGCACACCUCUCUGUGUUUCCUUUUUCUCUAGGAUUUUAGCCGUUCAAAUCCCCUCUGCCUUUAAGGCUUUCAAAGGCACUUUUAAAAAAUAUUUUCCAGCUUUUCUAAUUGUUCUUGGCAGGAAGAUUGCCCUGCAAUAAGCUAGUCUGCCAUCCCCACGCCCCAUCUCCGCCAUUACCAGCUGCUGCCUAGCCGCAGGUGCUUCCAGCUUUGCUGUGGAGAACCGGGCCAUUUUGAGGGUUUGAUUCUUU
This is a messenger RNA of Diceros bicornis minor, 2908 nucleotides long. RefSeq names its product lipid droplet associated hydrolase (gene LDAH). Gene Ontology annotation, molecular function: lipase activity. Gene Ontology annotation, cellular component: lipid droplet. Lineage: Eukaryota; Metazoa; Chordata; Mammalia; Perissodactyla; Rhinocerotidae. The transcript is spliced from 5 exons. Bases 47 to 583 code for a protein of 178 amino acids. The record is from RefSeq and is a predicted model, not a curated record. Gene Ontology annotation, biological process: lipid storage.